AUGAGCGGCGUUGAGGAAGCCCCCGUGGACGGUGUAGCGGCCGACCGUGGGAAGAACGAGGAAGGCGACACUGUUCGUGAUGAUGUACGAAGCGAUGUGCAGGUGACAACCCUGGGAGGGGAAUGCAGCGAGAGGGAAGCAGUUCACACAGACGUGAAGCUUGAAGGAAUGGAGGACAAGGCGGCAAUGAAGGAGGGGCACGACAAAGACGAAGAAGCAGACGUUGCUGAGGCAAACAACCCUUUGAUGCAACUGCAGUUAUGUGGACCCCCCGCUAUUCCCCAUGGGGUCGCGUCCAAUGGGGUCACUCCCAACGUGGCCACUUCGAAAGGGGUGAGUUCGAACGCCGGAUGCAAAGGCACAACCAGGGGAAGCGUGGACUACGCCAAGAACACGAUAGCAAAUGCGAAGGAGAUCCUGCGGCACAGCGACAAGUGCGUGAUGAGUGAGUCCAAGUUGGGGGCAGAAGAACUGAAUGACAUCGCGGAGAUUUUGCACAGCAAGGAUGGUGAGAUGGCGUCGGUUGGGGGAAGGACGCUUGGAAGGAAGGCAACGCAUGGAGGCGGUGCGGCUGCAGUUGGUCACGACCCCGCGGGCGAUACGACAAAUGUGGAUAUGACGGCCCUGUUUGAAAACUCCAAUUCCUCCCUGCCAUUCAUCCUGAAGGGCAUUUCAGACACCCUAGACCAUAUCCUUUCAGUGGACAAAAUGAAAAACAACAAUAAAACUCAGCUCAUACAAGUGGUGCAGAAUGCACACAUGCUCCUGAGGUCGAAUUACAACCUCGUCCUCAAGUGUGACUCGAAUUUAGCCAUCAUUGUAAAAAAAAUUAAAAGAUUGUACAGGCUCUACAGGAGGUUAGAUAGACCUGCACGUAUGUCAACCAAGGUGCAAAAGGUUGUUGAAGAGGUUACAGAAGUAUUACCCAUUGGACGUAACGACAUGGGGGAGGUUCCCUUCACUGGGGAUACUCACAGUGCUCAUGGUGGUAGCUCCAUACAAGGGACAUACCCACAUGAACAGGAUGGAACGAGAGUUGUUGACAAACCAAUUGAGGAGGCUCCUACGAAAGAGGAUGAUCAUACGAAUGGUUGUGUUCAAGGGGGGGACAAAGAGGUGCACACAAAUGACCUUUCCAAUGUUGCCUCAUCAGUUGCAUGUGGAUACGGUUGUAACGUUGGGGAAGCCAACCUACACGUGAAUCCCCCAUGUGAGGAGUUGAAGCCUGAUGGGGGAAAGGGAAACGACAAAGAGACGCUUCUCACAGAGGGAUCGCACGUGGAGACCCUUCUCGAAGCCGUAGUCCCACCUGCAAUAACUGUGGGUGCGGACCAGGGGCUUCCACACGCCCACCGUGACGAGACCACCGUAAAGGACUGCCCCCAAGGCGACACGCAAGCAGAUAGCAACUGCGUGGGCAAGGAAGAGUGCCCCCUGAGUUCCAAACAAUUAAGCUACGCGUUCGUUAAGGGUGAGGACGGGCAAAGUUAUAAAAAUCUCACGAGCAUUGAUUCGAAGUCGACCGCCAUGUCCAACCACAAGGACGACGCGGGGUCGUCCAUUACGACGGAGGGGAGAAAAACAACGGAGGAAAGGAAAAAAAAAAAAAAAAAAACGCAACGGGAGCUAAGUGGAGGGAACGAGGCAGAAAUGCACUCCGCUCACACUGGACACCCCGCGCGGAAUUCAAGGAAGGAACGAAACAAGAACAAAAAAAAGGAACGAGAAAAAAAGAGAAUCCUGCGUGAGCUAAGCAGGCUGAACUCGCUGUUCUUCUUUACAUUCAACCACAAGGGGGAUAUUAUAAACUACCUGCACAGGGAGAUAUGCUCGAACAUUUCGCAGUUUGACGCAGCAUACCAGCUGUAUAUGUCCAAGUAG
Messenger RNA from Plasmodium fragile, 1881 nucleotides. RefSeq lists its product as uncharacterized. The coding region runs from base 1 to 1881 and encodes 626 amino acids. The transcript has a single exon. NCBI's taxonomy places the organism in Eukaryota, Apicomplexa, Aconoidasida, Haemosporida, Plasmodiidae. The record is from RefSeq and is a predicted model, not a curated record.